ACCUUCCCUCCCUUGGCUCUUUUCUUUUUCAUGUUCCUAAGCAUUCUUGCCCCUUUAAAACCCACUUUAGUUGGUUUCUUCUUCAUUGCUCCCUGAUCUGAACCAGUGUCCCUGUGUGGUUGGUGGUGGAGACAAAAUGUAAUGUGUGCAACCACCUUGUAAAUGGCAAGGUGUUCCAACAGGUUGCUUGUUAUUCUAUUAUUGUCCCCUCCCCACCAAAUCCCCACCCAGUGGCUCAUUCUGAGCUCCUUUUGUCAUCCGGACUCUCGCUUCCCUGCCUCCUGUUGUGUCUGUUCAGGAUCUGCUCUCCCAGUCUCCCUCCUCUUCCUCUUCUUCUCACGACUUCCCUUCUUUCCUCAUUUCCUCACCGCCUUCUUAGGAAAGAGUUAAUUUUGGUUUGCCGAGCACAUUGAAGCUAAGGCAUUAAAGGCUAACAGAUUUGAUGCUAACAUGUUGGGGAAGGUCACAUUUUAACUGGAGACUCCUCAAACUUCAAAAUAGAGCCUCCAGUGAAAUUUUAGGCAGCAUCAACAGUCAGUGGAGGAGAAAAUGAGCCUUUUCCUGGUGCUUGUGCGUAUGAAGAACUUCUUACUCCACCCAUUCAAGAGUUGGGCCUUAAUGUAAUGUGUACAGGCUACUGAAUAAAAUACCAAACAGGGACAUGAAGGGUCCAGGAAGUUUUGGUUGGGGGAGCCAAACAAGGAUUAGAGCAUCUUUUAAGGAAAAGUUAGGAAAGAAACAGUAUGGUUAAGAAAUAAAGUACAAAGUAUGAGUAUUUUCAAUCACCCCUGGAGCCUCUCUUCUGUUAAUAUCUCCCUGCCUUGGACUCUGGUAAGGAACAGGCAAAUACAGGUUAGGCAAACAGACACAGGGAGUCAUUGAGCUGGGAGUGAUUCGCAUGCCAAGAGAGAUCACAGGGAUCCUCUUUUCAAAUCCUGGGGGACUGGAGGUGUUUGCUGGCAGGUAGGCUUUUGCAUGAAUCCAAGGAGAGAGCUCUCUGGAUCCCUGGUCUCAAUAGGGUGGCUUGGUCAGAGAAGCCGUUUUUCCCUGUGGAUGCGUCCCAGUUUGAUCAGAACCUCCUGGAGAGGAUGCCCUCACCUGCAUUGAUCUUCAUGGUCGUCUUCUUCCUGGAGUCACUGGCUGCAAUGUUGCAGAAUGGCUUCGUGGUUACUGUGCUGGGCAGGGAGUGGGUGUGAUGCCGGAUGCUGCCCGCGAGUGGCAUGAUUGUGGCCUCCUUGGCCGCCUCCCGGUUCUGCCUGCAUGUGGCCGUCCUGAACAACCUCUUCACCUUCUUUGAUUUUCGUUCCAUAAUGGACUAUUUCAGCAUCCUCUGGAACUUCUUCAACACUCUCUCUUCCUGGCUCACCGCCUGGCUUGCUGUCUUCUACUGUGUGAAGACCGCCAUCUUCUCCCACCCUGUCUUCUCCUGGCUGAGGUGGAGGAUUUCUCAGUCAGUGCCCAGGCUGCUGCUGGGCUCCCUGCUCAUGGCUGGUCUGGUGGUCAUCUCAUCAACCAUUGGGACUAUAUUUCCUGUGCAGGUGACUGCCUCCCAGAAUUCCCAAGGAAACAGGACCCUGGCUGAUAGACUACAGAGCUAUUGGCACUUUUUUCAUCCUCAUGCAAUGCUUAUGUGGUUGAUCCCAUUCCUUCUGUUCUUGGUGUCCACGCUUUUGCUCAUGUGCUCCCUGCACCGGCACUUGGGGCAGAUGAGGGAUCAUAGACUGGGUCCAUGUGAUCCCAGCACCCAGGCUCACAUCAUGGCCCUGAAGUCACUUGCCUUCUUCCUUGUCUUCUAUACAUCAUAUUUUCUGUCCCUGAUUGUCAUUACUAUGAAAAUCGCAACCUUCCAGGGUCACUGGCGCUGGGCCUGGGAAGUGGUGACCUACACAGAUCUGCACUCCAGCAUCCUGAUGCUAAGCAGCCCCAAGCUGAGAAAGGCCCUGAGGACCAGGCUUUGGAGAGUUCUGGAAAAAGGCGGGUUUAUCUCAAGUUAUCAGUAUCCAUAACCACUACCAGUGGACAAGCCUGUAAGUGGCUAGAACCCCCAAAGUUUGGGCACUGUUCUUCUCUCUUUUCAUUUCCUUCUUACUUUCCUGUUCCUUCCAUGCUGCAUUAGCUUUUUUGGUACCCUGUUUUGUUCCUGCACUGCUCCAGGUCCCCAGUUUGGGUCCCAAACCACUGUGGGCUGGGAUGGUGGCCUCAUUGCCUCACAGACCUCUCGUACCUUCUGUAUGAGCAGCCAUAACAGAUUUUUCCAAGCAUCAUUUUGGUCUGUACCUCUUUACAGAGACCUGUAAUGGUUGUCGGUUAUCUCUGUGGUCAACCUGAAGUGUUUUUUAAUGGUGGCAUAGAUUGUCCCACACCAUCCCUCCUUAUUACUGCUCUGCUGUCAGCUCGGUCUCUCCACUCCAGCCCAGUAAUUUGGCCCAUCUGGAACUUCCUUCUUUCCUUUGCCAUUCUUGGCCAUUCCCUUCUUUUGUGCCCUGCUUAUGACUGAUUCCACCCAGCCUUUUCGAUGUGGUCCCAUGAAAAGCUGAGGGUGUAUAUGAGUUUUGUGCCAUUCUAGGCCCUGCCCAUGAUUUUGUGUGUUUGCUAAAUGUUGAAUUAAAAGGAAUUGUCUGAUGUGGAAAUGCUUUUAGGUUUUGGCCAACUGAAGACAGAGAAGGAAAACAAAAUAAAUUUGCCGUAGUUCUUAAU
Messenger RNA from Herpailurus yagouaroundi (jaguarundi), 2697 nucleotides. Its product is annotated as taste receptor type 2 member 143-like. Lineage: Eukaryota; Metazoa; Chordata; Mammalia; Carnivora; Felidae. Gene Ontology annotation, cellular component: membrane. The record is from RefSeq and is a predicted model, not a curated record. Gene Ontology annotation, biological process: G protein-coupled receptor signaling pathway; sensory perception of taste; detection of chemical stimulus involved in sensory perception of bitter taste. Gene Ontology annotation, molecular function: G protein-coupled receptor activity; bitter taste receptor activity.